AUGGAUCAGCCACCACAAGAUAAUCAGGCCACAACGGCGCCCCCUCCAACAGAACACCUGAAUAUCAAAGUGACCGACAACAACAAUGAGGUUUUCUUUAAGAUCAAGCGCACGACACAACUCAAAAAACUAAUGGAAGCGUUCUGCACGCGACAAGGCAAAGAUAUCUCGGCAGUGCGCUUUCUGUUUGAUGGAACUCGGGUCCGACAGGAUGACACACCAGAUACUCUCGAUAUGGCCGAUGGCGAUACCCUAGAGGUACACCAAGAACAAGUUGGUGGCUAA
Blastomyces gilchristii SLH14081 is the source of this 285-nucleotide messenger RNA. Its product is annotated as SMT3 protein. The coding region runs from base 1 to 285 and encodes 94 amino acids. Gene Ontology annotation, biological process: protein sumoylation. Gene Ontology annotation, cellular component: nucleus; septin ring. Gene Ontology annotation, molecular function: ubiquitin-like protein ligase binding; protein tag activity. The record is from RefSeq and is a predicted model, not a curated record. The transcript is spliced from 2 exons. NCBI's taxonomy places the organism in Eukaryota, Fungi, Ascomycota, Eurotiomycetes, Onygenales, Ajellomycetaceae.